Messenger RNA from Penicillium argentinense, 1620 nucleotides. RefSeq names its product sugar porter family MFS transporter. The coding region runs from base 1 to 1620 and encodes 539 amino acids. Lineage: Eukaryota; Fungi; Ascomycota; Eurotiomycetes; Eurotiales; Aspergillaceae. Gene Ontology annotation, cellular component: membrane. Gene Ontology annotation, molecular function: carbohydrate:proton symporter activity. The record is from RefSeq and is a predicted model, not a curated record. The transcript is spliced from 4 exons. Gene Ontology annotation, biological process: carbohydrate transport; transmembrane transport.
AUGGGCAUCGCAAUCAAAAAGCCAGACGAUGCCGUUGGCUCGGCCACCCCGGCCAUCAUCAUCGGCCUUUUCGUUGCGUUCGGUGGUGUUCUAUUCGGAUAUGACACAGGUACCAUCAGCGGUAUUCUCGCCAUGAAAUACUGGCGAGAACUAUUCUCGACCGGCUACACAAACCCCAAGGAUGGUCUUCCCGACGUGACUUCCUCCCAAUCUUCCAUGAUCGUCUCCCUCCUUUCCGCCGGCACUUUCUUCGGUGCCCUCUUCGCCGCCCCCAUGGCCGACUACUUCGGUCGUCGUCUUGCCAUGAUUCUGAACUCCGUUGUUUUUGUCUUCGGUGUUAUUCUCCAGACCAUCGCCACUGCCAUCCCCCUGUUCGUGGCUGGUCGAUUCUUUGCUGGUCUCGGUGUUGGUCUGCUCUCGGCAACUAUCCCCUUAUACCAGUCUGAGACUGCUCCCAAGUGGAUCCGUGGUACCAUCGUCGGUGCCUACCAGCUGGCCAUUACCAUCGGUCUGCUCCUCGCAGCCAUCGUCAACAACGCCACCAAGGACCGCAACGAUACCGGCUCCUACCGCAUCCCCGUCGCCGUUCAGUUUGCCUGGGCUAUCAUUCUUGUUGGUGGAAUGAUUAUUCUGCCCGAGACACCCCGUUUCCUCAUCAAGCAGGACAAGCACGAGGCUGCUGCCAAGGCGCUCGCCCGCCUUCGCCGGGUCGAAGUUAACGAUGCUGCGAUUGUGGAGGAGCUGGCUGAAAUCCAGGCCAACCACGAGUUUGAGCUCAGUCUGGGCAAAGCGACCUACUUCGAGAUCAUGCGUGGUUCCCUUGGCAAGCGUCUGGCUACUGGUUGUGCCGUGCAGGCCCUGCAGCAACUGGCUGGUGUCAACUUCAUCUUCUACUACGGCACCACCUUUUUCCAAAACUCCGGUAUCCAAAACUCCUUUGUCAUCACCCUGAUCACCAACAUCAUCAACGUCGUCUCCACCUUACCCGGUCUCUACAUGGUCGAGAAAUGGGGUCGUCGCCCCCUUCUGAUGUUCGGCGCCGUUGGCAUGUGCAUCUCGCAACUGAUCGUCGCCAUCGUCGGUACAGCCACUUCCUCCACUGUCGCGAACAAGGUCCUGAUCGCCUUCGUCUGCGUCUACAUCUUCUUCUUCGCCAGCUCCUGGGGCCCCGUCGCCUGGGUUGUCACUGGUGAAUUGUACCCCCUCAAGGCCCGCGCCAAGUGUCUCUCCAUCACCACCGCAACCAACUGGCUGCUGAACUGGGCUAUCGCCUACGCCACCCCGUACAUGGUUAACGAUGGACCCGGUAACGCGAACCUCCAGUCCAAGGUCUUCUUCAUUUGGGGUGGCUUCUGCUUUAUCUGUGGUAUCUUCGUCUACACCUGCAUCUACGAGACCAAGGGUCUUUCCCUGGAGCAGGUCGACGAACUCUAUGCCAAGGUGCCCGUUGCCUGGAAGUCUGUUGGCUUCGUUCCCUCUGUGCACUACACUGAUGUUCGCGAUAUCGCGGACGUUAAGCACGGUGGUGAUCUAACCCAGCUGGAGACCGAGGCUAAUGAGAAGCGCAAUGGGGAGAAUGCUACUCAUCUUGAGAGCCUUCCUGCUAAGGCUGAAGUUUAG